AUGAAGACCCCAACGGAACACACUGUGACACAAGAACCCCCUAUCUUCGACUUAACUCCACAGUCAUUGAAAGAAGAGGCACUGAAAAUCACCAAUACCACCACCUCAAUCUGGGAUUUGGUGGUAGCCGGAGUCCAAAUUGCCGACGCCUCUUUUGAAAACGCGAUCUGGCCCAUCAUCCAGGACGAAAACGUCAAGUUUGAGAAGCAACGCCUCCUACUUUUCUAUGCAUCAACCUAUCCAGCCAAAGACGUGCGAGAUGCAUCAAACGAUGUUUCCAACAUGCUGACUGAUGCUGAAGUCGAACUAUUCUCCCGACGAGACAUGUUCCUCCUGGUUGACAGCGUAGUAACCAAAGCAAAGCACCGGGAAUGCGCCCAGGAUGAAGAGUCCAAUCAUUAUCUGCAGAAGCUUCACCGACGCUUCCUUCAAAUUGGAUGCGGUAUUGCCGACGAUGUCCUCAGGAACGAUUUCAAAGCAAAGAUGAAGAGAUUGAAUCAUCUUGAGAGAGAUUGCAACAGGAAUCUGCAUGAGGAGACCACGGGCCUCUGGCUCACUCCGAAUGAGCUAGAGGGCCUGCCCAAUGCUAUUUUAGAUCGACUCAAAGAGGGCGAGGGCAGCCAAGCUGGUCAACUGUGGCUCCCCACAAAGACACCUUUUAGCGCCCCGGCCAUGAAGAACGUGAAGAAGGAGUCGACAAGGAAGAAGAUUUAUUAUGCUGUUGAAAACAGGAUGGCAGGCAACGUCCCUCUCUUCCAAGAACUUGUUCUUCUCCGCGAUGAGACAGCCAGGAUGCUUGGGUAUCCAAACCAUUUCGCGCGGAAAACGAGCGACAAGAUGGUUCAAGGCCCUCAAAUGGUGGCUGAUCUGCUGUCAGAGAUUCGUGAGGCUGUGGCUCCUCUGGCUACGAGCGAUGCGGAGGAGCUUCUCCAGCUCAAGCAGCAGGAGAAAGCCGCCUUCGUAGAAUCCACAAACAAGGUCUUUCACUGGGACAUCCCGUAUUUCACCCAACGUCGUAUUGAGCAGACCGAGACGCAGGAGUUAGUAUUGUCCGAAUACUUCGAACUCCAGAUGACGCUUCAAAAACUGCUUCAGAUGUUUCGACAUCUCCUCGGAGCAGAACUCCGAAUAGUUGAUACUCCGCACUACCAGGGUCUCACUUGGCACGAAGAUGUACAGAUGUAUACGGCUUGGAAAGUUGAUGGCGAGACUGACAAAUUCCUCGGUUACGCCUAUCUGGAUCUUUUCCCUCGGGAGGGGAAGUACAGCCAUUCCGGACACUAUGCAUUGCAGUUUGGCUACCAACGGCCUGAUGGAAGUCGUUUCUACCCAUCCUCAGCCUUGGUCAUGAACUACGUUAAAUCAUUGCCCGAUCAACCAACUCUUCUUAGCUUGGACGAUGUUCGAAAAUUGUUUCACGAACUUGGACACUUAUUCCAUGCCCUAUUCACAAGGAUCAAGUAUGCAGGACUCUGCCCAGUGGAUCGUGACUUUGUUGAAGCCCCAAGCAAGAUGUUGGAGCAAUUCUUCUGGGUAGAGCGCCAUAUCAAAGACAUCUCCUAUCAUUAUUCAUAUAUUAGUCCAUCAAUGAUGUCUGUUUGGAGGACUAGCAAUGGAAAAUACUCCGACCUACAGCCCCUGAAGCCACCGCCCGUUCAACUCGAUGAUACCCAAGCGGCAGCUCUAUCCCGAAGAAACAAAAAUGGAAAUGUCCGAGCCCAGCUGAAUAACUUAUUCUUCGCCACAUACGAUAUGAUUAUCCAUAGCCCGGCUUCGAGGGAAGAGUUGCUGCGGACUAAUCUCACGGAGCUGUUCAACAAGACGCGCUCGAAUAUCUCCGGUACUCAUGGAGGAGAGGCACUAGGGGAGGGAUGGGAAUGGGGCCAUGGCCAGACAGUUUUCCGAAACGUGAUUAACAGGUAUGAUGCUGGAUACUACAGCUACCUAUUAGGCACGGUACUUGCUUUUGAUAUUUUUGAGACUGGAUUUCGCCAGGAUACAAUGAGCAAAGAGGCUGGGCGACGAUAUCGUGACAUGAUUCUCCGUGUAGGCGGGAGCCAGUCCGAGAUGAAGACUUUGAGAGAUUAUCUAGGCCGUGAGCCGACUACGAGACCCUAUCUUGAGUGGCUAGGAGCUAGACCUCGGCACACAUAA
Messenger RNA from Penicillium hordei, 2154 nucleotides. RefSeq names its product M3 family metallopeptidase. Gene Ontology annotation, biological process: peptide metabolic process; proteolysis. The record is from RefSeq and is a predicted model, not a curated record. NCBI's taxonomy places the organism in Eukaryota, Fungi, Ascomycota, Eurotiomycetes, Eurotiales, Aspergillaceae. The transcript is spliced from 3 exons. Bases 1 to 2154 code for a protein of 717 amino acids. Gene Ontology annotation, molecular function: metalloendopeptidase activity. Gene Ontology annotation, cellular component: mitochondrial intermembrane space.